Messenger RNA from Dipodomys spectabilis (banner-tailed kangaroo rat), 5174 nucleotides. It is a transcript of the gene Gpr155, whose product is annotated as G protein-coupled receptor 155. Gene Ontology annotation, biological process: intracellular signal transduction; transmembrane transport. NCBI's taxonomy places the organism in Eukaryota, Metazoa, Chordata, Mammalia, Rodentia, Heteromyidae. The transcript has 16 exons. The coding region runs from base 98 to 2839 and encodes 913 amino acids. Gene Ontology annotation, cellular component: membrane. The record is from RefSeq and is a predicted model, not a curated record.
GGGCCGCAGCGGCUUGCCCAGCUCGCAUUCUCCGAACGUGCCCGGGCUGCUGCAACCCGCGCCCGGCGCGCUCGGAGAAGAGAGCGAUGGGCAGGAGAUGAACGGGAUUUCCCCGCUGUUUGGCCCUCGAAGAGCACCUGCUCCCUUCUCCUGGCGGUUCCAGGGUUGCAGACCUAGCAGAAAUCUGGUUGGAAUUGGAAGUAAAAAAAAAAAAAAGCCAAUGGAUUCUUUUCCUAAUUUAUCUGCAGAGAACUCAACGAUUAUAGUCAAUAUGACCAAUAAUUUGUCUACAACAGUAACAUAUGGAUUGAAUUCCACUAAUGACUCGCCUUCAAUGUCAAUAACAAGGCUUUUCCCAGCUUUACUAGAAUGCUUUGGCAUAGUACUUUGUGGUUAUAUAGCAGGAAGGGCUAAUGUUAUAACAUCAACCCAGGCCAAAGGACUGGGAAAUUUUGUUUCCAGAUUUGCACUACCAGCUUUAUUAUUUAAAAACAUGGUCGUACUUAAUUUUUCCAAUGUGGAUUGGGCUUUUUUAUAUAGUAUCUUAAUUGGCAAAGCUUCUGUAUUUUUCAUUGUAUGUAUAUUAACCUUAUUGGUUGCCAGUCCUGAGAGUCGAUUUAGCAAAGCUGGACUAUUCCCUAUUUUUGCUACACAAAGUAAUGACUUUGCAUUGGGAUACCCUAUAGUUGAAGCUUUGUAUCAAACUACAUACCCAGAAUAUCUUCAGUACAUUUAUUUGGUGGCACCAAUAUCUCUUAUGAUGCUAAACCCUAUAGGGUUUAUCUUCUGUGAAAUCCAGAAAUCUAAAGAAAAUCAAAAUGCUUCACAAAACAAAGUAAAAAUUGUGGGACUUGGAUUUCUACGUGUGUUACAGAACCCAAUAGUAUUUAUGGUCUUCAUUGGCAUUGCUUUCAAUUUUAUUCUUGAUAAAAAGGUGCCUGUAUAUAUGGAAAAUUUUCUUGAUGGACUUGCAAACUCUUUUUCUGGAUCAGCCCUAUUUUAUCUUGGUCUUACAAUGGUAGGAAAAUUAAGGAGAUUGAAGAAAUCAGCAUUUGUUGUACUAACUCUUCUCAUCACAGCUAAACUCCUGGUGCUGCCACUUCUGUGCAGAGAAAUGGUGGAACUCUUGGACAAGGGUGACAGUGUAGUGAACCAUACAAGUUUAUCGAAUUAUGCAUUUUUGUAUGGGGUCUUCCCUGUAGCACCAGGAGUGGCUAUCUUUGCAACACAGUUCAACAUGGAAGUAGAGAUUAUAACUUCAGGGAUGGUAAUAAGCACAUUGGUGUCUGCUCCAAUCAUGUAUGUUUCUGCUUGGUUACUGACCUUUCCCACUAUGGACCCUAAGCCACUGGCAUAUGCCAUCCAGAAUGUCAGUUUUGACAUAAGUAUUAUCAGCUUGGUCUCCUUGAUCUGGUCUCUGGCUAUUCUUCUCUUGAGUAAGAAAUAUAAACAGCUUCCUCAUAUGCUUACUACUAAUUUGCUCAUUGCUCAGUCCAUUGUCUGUGCUGGAAUGAUGAUAUGGAAUUUUGUUAAGGAAAAAAAUUUUGUUGGACAAAUUUUGGUGUUUGUUCUAUUGUACAGCUCCCUGUAUAGCACCUACCUGUGGACAGGCCUUCUGGCAAUUUCUUUAUUUCUUUUGAAAAAACGAGAGAGCAUUGAAAUUCCUGUUGGAAUCAUCAUAAUAUCUGGCUGGGGAAUUCCUGCUCUCCUUGUUGGUGUGCUUUUGAUAACUGGGAAACACAAUGGAGAUAGCAUUGACUCAGCCUUCUUUUAUGGAAAAGAGCAGAUGAUCACCACAGCAGUCACCCUGUUCUGCAGCAUCCUGAUGGCGGGUGUGUCGCUCAUGUGCAUGAACCGCACCACUCAAGCUGGACACUAUGAAGGCUUUGGCCAGCAACAGAGCCAUAAACCAGUGGAUCCUGGAAACACUGCUUUUGAGGAGAGUUCAACACCAGCAAAUGCACCAGAACUUUUCACAAGUUCUAUCCCAGAAACAAGUUGCUGCUCUUGCUCCAUGGGAAAUGGUGAAUUACACUGCCCAUCAACAGAACCAGUAGCAAACACAAGCACUAGUGGGCCUGUGACUCCUUCGUUUGAGAAAAAUGAUCACUGUGUGAGCCGCUGUAACUCCCAGAGCUGCAUAUUAGCCCAAGAGGAAGAACAGUAUCUGCAGAGUGGGGACCAGCAACUGACAAGACAUGUCUUGCUGUGUCUACUUCUCAUUAUUGGCUUGUUUGCUAAUCUUUCCAGUUGUUUGUGGUGGUUAUUCAACCGAGAGCCUGGAAAACUAUAUGUUGAGUUGCAGUUUUUUUGUGCCGUGUUUAACUUUGGCCAGGGAUUUAUUUCCUUUGGAAUCUUUGGAUUGGACAAACAUUUAAUCAUCCUACCUUUCAAAAGAAGGCUUGAAUUUCUAUGGAAUAAUAAAGAAACAGCAGAAAACAGAGAUUCUCCUGUUUCUGAGGAAAUAAAAAUGACCUGUCAACAAUUUAUCCAUUAUCAUCGUGACCUCUGUAUUCGAAACAUUGUCAAGAAAAGAAGGUGUGGUGCAAAGACUUCUGCUGGGACCUUCUGUGGCUGUGACCUGGUGAACUGGCUCAUUGAAGUUGGCCUUGCCUCUGAUCGUGGUGAAGCUGUACUAUAUGGAGACAGACUGGUACAAGGGGGUGUCAUCCAACAUAUUACCAAUGACUAUGAAUUUCGGGAUGAGUACUUGUUUUACAGAUUUCUUCAAAAGAGUCCUCAACAAAGUCCUCCUGCUACUCAUGCAAACACCCCUCAACAGGAAAGCUAUAAAGUAAUUGAGCAUUCAUCCCCAUCCUCACUUUCCCCUAAGAUAUAAAUUAUGAAGCAAGGAACCCCACAAGAAUAAUCAUGUCUAUCACUUUUUGGCUUUGUGACCUUGGGCAAGUUCCAGCCUCUCUGAGCCUCAGUUACUUUUUUUGUAAAACCUGGUAAAACACAUCCCUACCCCAAACUGACAUCAUGUGAUCUUAUGUGUAUAUAAAACACAUUGGAAACAUAAGGAAAAGGGAAAAGUUCAGGUUCUGAUAAUGAAUAAUUACUAGAAUACUAACAUGCCAACAUUUAAAGUAAUUUCUUCCUAUAACUGCUAUAAUUUAAAACUCAACACUGACUAUCCUUUAAACUGUCAAGUUCAGUAAAUUUACUGCUAGACAAAUGCACCUUAAAUUAUAUCAGUUUACACUUAUUGAUAGAAUUCUUAAAAAAAAGAAUUUUAAUAAUUCUAAAAGGUCCUUAUUCUUUUAAUUUUUCCAUUUCUUUGACAAAUAUUAUUUAUUUACAAACUAAAGGUAUUACUUUUUAAGGUUUGUAUUUCUUGCGUUUCUACGCAAAAUACUAAAGUACAUGUCAUUAGGAAAGGAAUACAAUGGAUAUGAGGGCAAUGGGGCUGUGGCAUCUGUCUCCCCACUGAUCACCAGGAUUGAUUCCAGAAUCUGGCUGGCGAGGCCUGGCAGGCUGCAUGGGUGUCCCCUUCUUCCCUCACCACUCCAUGUGGGUCCCUCCUGAAGCUGUGCAAUUAGACAAAGAGGAUAGCCUUCUCCAAGACAGGGAGAUGUUCUUCAGACACAAGUGUAUAUAAAUGGCUGCAUUACCCAGCCAGAACCAACAAACAAGCUCUCAAAGAAGGGAAUAACACCAUCAGAGACAUUCAUCAUCUCCAUAAUCCUUUAACAAAAGUAUAAUCUGAUCUUUUACUACAGGCAAUUUGAACAUAUUCAUUUAAGUGUUACUAAAAUUGUGCUAUGUAAUGUAUCAUCUCUGGAAUUUGCAAAAUAUUAAAAUGCAGAAUAACUCUAGCAAUAAUUUGUUCCCUGCAGUGAAGAAAGAAAAAAAUUGUAAAAAGGAAAAAAAAGAUACAUACAUGUGUGAAGAUAAUAUCUUAAAAUUCUAAAUCUACCAUUCUACCACUGUUUAGAAUUCAGUUUUUUUAAAGUGCCUAUGUAGCUGGACACCAGUAGCUCACACUUAUAAUCCUAGUUAUUUCAGGAGUCUGAAAUCUGGAGGAUCAUAAAGCUAGCCUAGGCAGAAAAGUUUGCUAGACUCUAUUUCCAAAGCAGGGCUGGAAAUAUAGCUCAAGUGGUAAACAGCCUAGCAAGGGUGAGGCCCUCAGUCCAAACCCCACUACCACCAAAAACUUUUUUUAAAAUUACUUCUUAAAAUUUACUACUUGUUUCUGUUUUAGUCCAUUAAGACUGAUAAAACAAAAUGGCAUAUGCUGGAUGGCCUAUAAACAACAGAAAACUAGCCCUGUAAAACACUGUAAAACAGUGAGGGCCUUGAUCCUGAUUCACAGAUGGUAUCUUCCUGUCUUUCUAGUAUACUAAUGAUGUCUCCCAUGGUAGAAGGGGAAGAACUCUGGUCUCUUUGACCCUUUAAAAGGGUGCUAGUCCCAUGCUUGUGGGCUCUACCUUGUGACCUAAACACCUCCCCAAAAUGCCAUCAAAUUGUGAACUUGCGGGGAGACAGAAACAAGCUUUACCUUCAAAAAAUUAAAAAGUAAACCAUUUACAUGACGUUUGAACAUCAACUUAAUUAUUAUCAGUGCUGGUUUAACUUAUUUAAAACAUUAAAAUAUUUAUCUCAUAUUUUUAGAGUUUCAUAUAUAAAAAACCAUGUAGAAAAUUAUAGUUAGUGCCAUUAAAAGCAAAAAAGAACCUGCAUGGAAGCUGAGUGUAGUUAACGGGGAGUUUAUUCUUUAGUGUACUAUUAACAUUAACAUACACCAAUUUUAUGAUUAGGGAAUGGGGAUAUUUUAAGCAGAACAGUCUUGCUGUGAAACCUUUUAAAAAUAUGACAUUAUGACUCUGAAUGCUCAGGAGUAAGCUUAAAGCCUCACUGUUUUACUAGGAGACUUUCAUAGUUGAGCAAAGAGAUAGAACUUGCAUGCAUGCAGGCAACUCAAGUUCAAGUGGUGAGUUUGUGCGAACAAAUCAUACUCCAUACAUUCUGCAAUUUGCACAAUGGACUUUUUUUUCCAUGGGCUACACUAAAGAAAACCCUGGAUCAAAAUGAUAUGAUAUGCAAUUUCAGAUAAUAAAGAGAUGUUUUUAGAAUUAAUGAUAUAUUAAUUUUAUUAAGUGAAAAUAUUUGUAAUUGUAACUUUCUCACUGACAAAGCACGUUUCUCAAUAAAGUUAUCUAUUUUAACUUGAA